Gadus macrocephalus (Pacific cod) is the source of this 1128-nucleotide messenger RNA. RefSeq names its product protocadherin-16-like. The transcript has 2 exons. The record is from RefSeq and is a predicted model, not a curated record. The coding region runs from base 511 to 1128 and encodes 205 amino acids. Gene Ontology annotation, cellular component: membrane. Gene Ontology annotation, molecular function: calcium ion binding. Gene Ontology annotation, biological process: homophilic cell-cell adhesion. NCBI's taxonomy places the organism in Eukaryota, Metazoa, Chordata, Actinopteri, Gadiformes, Gadidae.
UUUCCCCUUGUUUUUAUCUCACUGCUAGAUGAGAAUAGUAAGUUGGACCUUCAAAUUUCCGCUGGGGAUGAUGAGCAUGUGUUCUCUUUGGAUCCCGCUGGCAGAUUAUGCCUGAACAGUGAGCUAGACAGAGAGAAGAAACCCUCCUACAAUCUGACAGUGACAGCCAGCGACCGUCCACAGAUCUUUUCUCAGCGAUUCACCAGCACAGCGCAGGUUAUCAUCUCAGUUCAGGACAUAAAUGACAAUGCCCCCGUCUUCACGGCCGCCCCGAGUGUUGCUAUUCUAGAGGAUUCUGCUCUCCACUUGCUCAUUACAACCGUCCACGCGCAGGAUGCAGACUCAGGGUCCAACGGAGAGGUGUUGUACUAUUUAAACGACUCAACCUCGAGCGCUUGGGUCAGUGUUCACAACACGAGCGGACACGUGCAUCUGCGGCAGCUGCUGGACAGGGAACGGGAUGAGGCCUUCACCGUCGCAAUAACAGCCGUCGAUAAGGGCUCCCCGCAGAUGGAGAGUACCAUGAACCUCACCGUGCACAUAGAGGAUGUGAAUGACCACCAUCCAGAGUUCCCACAGCGGUCUUACAGCCUGUCUGUGAGAGAGGACAUACCCAGGGGCAGCAGCCUAUUCCGGGCUCAGGCUUGGGAUGCAGAUCUGGGCGCCAACGGGGAAGUGCGGUACACACUUUCCCAGACAAGUCAGUUUGCGGUGGACGCUGUCCGGGGGGUCAUCAUAGUGAUGGAGGAGCUGGACAGGGAGAGGCAAUCCAAUUACACACUAACUGUGCUGGCCGGAGACAGAGGCAGCCCACCAAGAUCUUCUGCUGCUGUCAUAGACAUCUCUGUCUCGGACGUCAAUGAUUUCACGCCUGUCUUUUCCCCAGCGACACAGACAGUACAUGUCAUGGAGAAUGAGGAGGACCUCUCUCAGUUCACUCAGUUGAUAUCUGCAUGGGAUGAAGAUGCAGGCAUCAAUAGUCAGCUCACGUAUUGGACACAAAGUGGAAAUGAAGACAGUGUGUUCUCUCUCUCGCCCAAUGGCACCUUCCAUGUCUUAAACAUCCUAGACAGGGAGAAACAACCACAGUAUAUAUUGAGUAUUAUUGCUGUUGAUGCAGGUAAUUGA